AUGAUAUCUAUUCCGGUAUACAAAAUUCCGUCCGAUAUCCAAUUGGCUGAUCCGACUUGGAACAUCUCCCAGCCCAUUGAAUUGCUCAUCAGUAAUGAGCUAUACAACGACUUAAUCGGUGGACGAGUCCUUAGGUUAGGUCCCGGUCUCCCAGUACUCAAAGAGUCUUCCCUCGGUUGGGUUGUUUCAGGCCCAUGUCUAACUCAACCCAUCUCUCCACCCAAUCCGGUCGUCACUACCACGCUCGCAUCCAUUGAUGCCACCUUAAAGAAAUUUUGGACUUCUGAGGAAGUCGAAGUCCCUGUCCAGUCCAAACCCGACCACGUACAAGUGGAAGAAAUCUUCCGCACAACCACCAUCCGAGACAGUACUGGUCGAUAUGUAACCUAUAUCCCUUUCAAACCCAAUUUAGCCCGACUUGAUACCAAUCUUCCUAACGCCACCAAGCAAUUCGUGUCAUUGGAGAGGAAGCUCCAGAAAAAUCCCACUUUAAAAGAGAGCUACGAUAAUGCCAUGUCCGAGAAUUUCGAGUUGAGGUUCUUUGAGGAAGUCCCCGACCGAGAACUAAAUCGGCCGGCAUACUAUCUUCCUCACCAUGCUGUUCUCAAGUCAUCUGGUAAGAUUCGAGUCGUCAUGAACGCUAGUUCUAAGAGUCAGACCGGUUUAAGCCUUAAUGAUGUGGCGAUGAUGGGACCCACGGUCCAACCCGAUAUCGUGGAGAUCCUCCUCCGAUUUAGACUCCAUGAAUACGCCUUCACUUGCGACAUCGAAAAGAUGUAUCCCCAGAUUCUAAUCCAUCCCCCACAUCGCGACUUCCAUCGAAUUCUGUGGAGAUCUACAACCACCGAACCCAUCAAGCAUUACCGAGCUAGAGGAGUGUGUUUUGGUGUCACCUCCUCCCCCUUCCUUGCCACGCGCGUUCUGAACGAUCUGGCCGAGCAAGACCAAGUCACAUACCCACUAGCCUCUGAACUUCUCACCAAAAGUUUUUACGUUGACGAUUGUCUAUCGUCCGUCCCAACUAUCCAAAUGGCCCAACAAUCCAUCCAGCAGCUCCAAGACCUUCUUGCUAGUGCAGGAAUGAAACUCGCUAAAUGGAACUCAAACGAGCCCAUCAUUGUCGAAUCUCUAUCCACACAGCCCAAGCAAGAGGUCCCUACAUCAUCAUCCACACUGGGCAUGACCUGGCACUCUCUUUCUGACCACUUUCAAUUCCAACUUUCCACUGAUUUUACCACAGCCCGCACCAAAAGAGAAGUCUUGGCUUGCGUUGCCUCCCUCUAUGACCCUCUGGAUCUAAUCGGACCUACGGUCGUCUAUGGGAAACUGAUAAUCCAAAGAUUGUGGAAAGAGAACGUAGGAUGGGACCACUCCAUGCCAGACGAUAUCCUCGUGGAAUGGAACCGUUAUGCCCAUGCUCUGCCAGCUAUCAAGAAUGUAACGGUUCCCCGGUGGAUAUCAGGUCUACCCUGUUCCUCCCUCAAAGAAAUCCACGUCUUUACUGACGCAAGCUCAUAUGCCUAUGGGGCUGUCGCCUAUGCGGUAACAGAAAAUAACCGGGGCCAAAUUAUGUCCAGGAUCUUAAUGGCAAAAUCUCGAGUGGCUCCCACUGACUCCCCUACAAUCCCUCGCCUUGAGCUCUGUGCUGCGGUACUCGGAGCACGUGUUCUUGAAAAGAUCCGCAAAUCAUUCCUCCUCCCAGACUAUUAUUUAUGGACUGACUCGACAAUAGUAUUGGGCCAAAUACGAUCCAAGCGGACGAAACUUGACGCAUACAUACUGAACAGGAUAACCGAAAUCCAAGCACUGACUGAUGUACAUAAAUGGAAUCAUGUUCCCACUGAUGCCAAUCCGGCAGACAUCAUUUCCAGGGGUAUGUACCCAGUUGAUUUGUUGAAAUCGUCAUUAUGGUGGAAUGGCCCACAAUUCAUUACCCAUCCAGUUAGUCAGUGGCCAAUUGAUCCGUCACGAGGUAUCCCAGAACCCUUAGCGGUGGCAACAAUUUCAGACAAGAAAGAUACUCAUCCUAUUGAAACCAUCCUGACCCGUCAUAAUGGCUUCCGUAAGGUCACAAGAAUCCUUGCCUAUAUCUUACGUAUAUCAUCCAAGACCAAGCCGACCUCAUCCUUAACUCCACUCGAAUUAGUCAAUGCAGAGAGGAAACUCAUUUCUUAUGCCCAAGACAAGUGCCUUCCUGGGGUUAAGGCCGCCAUACUGAAGGGAAAGUUGCCCACUACUCCAUAA
Messenger RNA from Phlebotomus papatasi, 2244 nucleotides. RefSeq lists its product as uncharacterized. NCBI's taxonomy places the organism in Eukaryota, Metazoa, Arthropoda, Insecta, Diptera, Psychodidae. The record is from RefSeq and is a predicted model, not a curated record. The transcript has a single exon. The coding region runs from base 1 to 2244 and encodes 747 amino acids. Gene Ontology annotation, molecular function: nucleic acid binding.